Messenger RNA from Botrytis deweyae, 1629 nucleotides. RefSeq lists its product as uncharacterized. NCBI's taxonomy places the organism in Eukaryota, Fungi, Ascomycota, Leotiomycetes, Helotiales, Sclerotiniaceae. The record is from RefSeq and is a predicted model, not a curated record. Gene Ontology annotation, biological process: negative regulation of transcription by RNA polymerase II. Gene Ontology annotation, molecular function: histone deacetylase binding. Gene Ontology annotation, cellular component: Sin3-type complex. The transcript is spliced from 2 exons. The coding region runs from base 1 to 1629 and encodes 542 amino acids.
AUGGCUAUGAGUCCUUCUCCUCAAAUGUCUCCGACAACAUUCGGAAAACAAGUUGAGAAACAAAGAUCAAACUCUCCACCUCCGCAUCAACUAUCCAAAAGAGACAAACGUCGAUCCGCAAUGCAAGAUAAACUGCAUGAAAUGACAGUUAGCUUUGCUUCAAAUAGAGAUCAUCAUUACCGCGACCAACUCAAAGGAUUGCAAAUCGACAUGAAUCUCAUUCAGGAAGCUGACGUUCAUGGCAAAUACGCUCUCCCGGAUGGCAAUGAGGUUGAGCCAUUAGUCGUAGAUGGUAUCAAGAAAGUUAAAGGAAUUGCUGGUCAUCAUCCAUCUGCUGCUGGAAAAGAGUAUGAAUCUUUCGCAAGAGAAAUCAAUAACGCCAUGGAAGAACGGGACGUCGCAUUAACUACGCAUAUGAGAGACUACGAAGUUAAAGCAAAUGAAAUCGAAUCCAGUUAUGCCUAUCGAAUGCGACUCGCGGACUUGGAAUACAAAGCUUUGAUGUCAACCUUGAGAGAUCGUUUGAUCAAUAAGCUCAAUAGCAAGAAAGCACACUUGCUGAAAGAUAAAGAGUCAAUUGAAAUUGGAGAGAGCAAUGCUUUACUUUUACACCCAAGCAAAUUUGGUCUCGCUAACCCCGCUAGCCCUGGUGGGAUGCAUUCCAAAAGAGCUACAAGGCAUCGACGAGAAGCUGAAGAAUUACCCAACAUGUUUGAUCACUCUAAACGGAAGAGAAAAGGAAUUGAUGGCGACGAAUCUCCAGCUCCGUCAAGACAACGUAUGGACAAUGGCGGUAAUACUCCGUUGGGAACAUAUGAGCGAAACGGAAACACAUCCGCACAACUCGAAGCACCAGCAAAUAGCAUAGAAGGCCUAUUUACGGAGAAAGAGCUCGGAAUGAAAUACAAUGAGGCAGCUCAAGCAGCCUAUAGUUAUAUGGUUCGACAUCCACCAUACGAAGAUGAUAAUAGUCCUCAAAAUGGCAGAUCUGAUUCCAGUCCCGACACUGAUAAAAUAAAUGCAACAUCCGGAGAUGUUGAGAAUGAUGAAUCAGAUUCUCCUCAAUCCGCACCUCAAAUGGAACGUCAACCAUCACACCAGACUAGGAGCACACGCGGGGGAGGAGUAAACUUUAAUACAGGCACAGGAAUUGAUAUUCUUAGUGAUUUGGCAUAUCCUGGAAAUAUGGCAGCAAUCACGAAACAAAUCCCUAAACUACCACCACUUCUCGCCUCGAAUAUGCAGAAAGGAUAUGUGAAAGGAGAUGCUGCCAAUCAACCACAAGGAUUGGCUCCUGAUGAGAUCAAUGCCGAAUUAGAAAUUAUCAGAAGAGGUCGCACAUAUAAUGACGAAAGGGGAUUUGGUAAAAAUCUUGACUUGGAAAAUGGUGGGAAAAGUCUUCUUGAAGCAGUCAGUACACCAAGAAGACCUCAAACCUAUUAUGUUAAAAGCGACAAUAAAGGUACAAUGCUCAGCAACUUGAGAGAAGAAUUGGGUGCAGAAGCAAUGUCAAAACAAAGUUCUAGAGGAGGUAGUGAAGUUGGAGGAACAUCAAUGUCAAGGCAAAACACUAAUGAUGGAACAUCAUCAAAAGCUGGCGGUCGAGGGAAGAAAAAUCUUUUGAUUUAA